Physeter macrocephalus (sperm whale) is the source of this 1575-nucleotide messenger RNA. RefSeq names its product solute carrier family 22 member 31 (gene SLC22A31). Gene Ontology annotation, molecular function: transmembrane transporter activity. Gene Ontology annotation, cellular component: membrane. The record is from RefSeq and is a predicted model, not a curated record. Gene Ontology annotation, biological process: transmembrane transport. Lineage: Eukaryota; Metazoa; Chordata; Mammalia; Artiodactyla; Physeteridae.
AUGGGAGCCCCCAGGGCACAGGGCUCAGCACCCUCAGCUGUGCUGCUACCCUGGCUGGGAGGUGGAGUGGGCUGGGAGCGCCGCUGCUCAGAGAGGUGGAACCUCGUGUGUGAGGACGGCUGGAAGGUGCCACUGGAACAGGCGGACUACCUCCUGGGCUGGUCGCUGGGCUCCGUCCUCCUGGGCCCAGGCUGUGACUGGUUUGGCCGCCGGGCGUUUGUGGGCUCCCUGGUGCUGGCCACGGGCCUGGGGGCCAGCAAGGCCCUGGCCACUGGCUUUCCAGCCCUGCUGGUUUUGCGGCUGCUUCGUGGGGGGGGGGCCUUAGCAGGGGCCUCCCUCGCCCUCUACGCGGCUCGCCUGGAGCUGUGUGACGCCCCACAGCGCGUGGCAUUCUGCGGGGCUGGCCUCUCCUCUGUGGCGGGCAUGCUGCUGCCCGGCCCGGCCCUGCUCCUGGAGGACUGGCGCCUUCUGCAGGGACUGAGCGCCCUGGCAACGGGACCCCUGCUGCUCUUUGUGGGGUUUCCAGCCCUGUUCCCCGAGUCUCCCUGCUGGCUGCUGGCCACAGGGCAGCCGGCCCGAGCCAGGAAGAUCUUGUGGCGCUUUGCGGAAGCCAGCGGUGUGGACCCCAAAGACAGCUCGGAGGAGGAGAGCUCCCUGGCUAUGGAGCUGGACGUGCUGUGUGCAGGGAGCCCCCAGCCCUGGCACCACUCGGUCCUGGAACUCCGGCAUACCCGCAUCGCCUGGAGAAACGGACUCAUCCUGGGCUUCAGUUCGCUGAUCGGCGGCGGUAUCAGAGCCAGCUUCCUGCGCAACCUGGCCACGCGUGACCCCGCCUUCUAUUGGCCCUAUCUCCUGGAGGCCAGCCUGGAGGCAGCGGCCACCGUCUUCCUGCUCCUGACAGCAGACCUCUGGGGGCGCCGCCCAGUCCUGCUGCUGGGCACCUUGGUGCUGGGCCUGGCAUCCCUGCUGCUCCUUGCAGGGGCCCAGUACCUGCCUGGCCGGACGGUGCUGUCUGUCUCUGUCCUGGGGCUCCUAGCCCAGGCAGUGUCCGCCCUCAGCAGCCUCUUUUCAGCCGAGGUCUUCCCCACGGUGAUGAGCGGUGCCGGGCUGGGCCUGGUGGUGGCAGCUGGGUUCCUGGGCCCGGCGGCCGCCCCGCUCACCGACAUGCAUGGCUGGCACGGCUUCUUCCUGCAACACGUGGGGCCGCCCCCGCCAGCACCACCUGCCCGCUGCCAGCCUCCCUCCCCAGGGCCGGGACACAGCUGGUCCAGGAGGGGUGACCAGGCCGCAGGGACACGCCACCCGCCAGUACGCCGCAGACGGGUCUCGGGAAGGAACGGGAAGGCGCUGGGAAGCAGGCCUCUUUGCCGGGGGUCCCUGGUUCCCCCUCCACGCGGGGAGCAUAAAGGCGUCCAUGGAACUUGGCACCCUCGCUGGCUCUUCCCUCAGGCCGCACCCUUGGCUGAAGGGGGCUUCUGGUGUCCCCCUCCCCCUCACAGCCAGGCAUCCGCAGCCCCUCCCACUGACCCCACCCCCUCGGGGGACGGCCCACUGCUGCAGCUCUGGUGGGACUGA